UGGCCCCAUUCCAUCUUUCUCUUUCUCUCUCCGUGUUUAUCUCUUUGUUCUUUUCUGUAACGGUCAUGCUCUGUAUAACUCCUCUAGAGUUUUAUAAUUAUAUAAUUACGUGUAAGUGUUGUUUUUGCUGGAAAGCUGUUUGAUGAUUUGUUUAAGAGACGGUGAGUUCUUCGUUUACUUGUUUGAGUCUGGUGCUUCUCUUGCCAUCAGUUGCAUUGCGAAAGCCGGUUUUGGUCUUGGGAGAGUGGACAUGGAGGAAAGGUACGAGGCAUUGAAGGAGCUUGGUUCUGGGAAUUUUGGAGUGGCCAGGCUGGUCAGAGAUAAGAAGACUAAAGAGCUCGUUGCUGUCAAAUACAUUGAAAGAGGGAAAAAGAUUGAUGAGAAUGUUCAACGGGAGAUCAUCAACCACCGAUCUUUAAGGCAUCCAAACAUUAUCGAGUUCAAAGAGGUCUUGCUGACCCCAACUCAUUUGGCUAUUGUCAUGGAGUACGCUGCAGGUGGUGAACUCUUUGAGAAGAUAUGCAGUGCUGGUAGAUUCAGUGAAGAUGAGGCAAGAUUUUUCUUCCAGCAGCUAAUUUCUGGAGUUAGUUACUGUCAUUCAAUGGAGAUUUGUCAUAGAGACCUGAAACUGGAGAACACUCUCUUGGAUGGAAGUCCAAAUCCUCGAGUUAAAAUAUGUGACUUUGGUUACUCCAAGUCUGCUUUGCUUCAUUCUCAACCGAAAUCAACCGUUGGAACUCCUGCUUACAUCGCUCCGGAGGUUCUGUCCCGAAAGGAGUAUGAUGGAAAGAUUGCAGACGUUUGGUCCUGUGGUGUGACUUUGUAUGUCAUGUUAGUUGGAGCUUACCCGUUUGAAGAACCUGAAGAUCCUAGGAAUUUCCGAAAAACGAUUGGGAGAAUAUUGAAUGUUCAGUACAGCAUACCCGACUAUGUACGUGUCUCUGCAGACUGCAAACACCUUCUUUCUCGCAUCUUUGUUGCCAAUCCUGCAAAGAGGAUCAGCAUCCCAGAGAUAAAACAGCACCCAUGGUUUCUGAAGAACUUGCCAAAGGAGAUGGCGAAAGCAAAGGAGGAAGCAGAGAAAGAAGAAGGAAGGCAGAGUGUGGAAGAGAUAAUGAGAAUCGUACAAGAGGCAAGAACAACAGUGGGGCAAGGUUCCAAGGGUGGAGAUCAAGUUGGUGGAGGGUCAUUGGACAGUGGGGAUGUUGAGGCAGAUGAGGAGGAAUCUGAAGUUGAUCUUAGUGGUAACUGUGCUGAGAACAACUACGUUGCUCAUCUAUCCUAGGCUCUGCAUUCUCUUUGCAAAAAAGGCAAUAAAUAAAUAAAUAAAAAUAAGAAGAGACAAAAGUACCUAGCUUUUGAAUUGGAGGUUGUAUUUAUAGGAGUCCUGAUCGCUGUGUAAUUUUUAGUAAAGCGCAAGGACUUUUAGUAAAAGCACAGGGGUAGUAGAAUGGCUUUGUAACUUAUU
Molecule: messenger RNA, 1468 nt
Organism: Prosopis cineraria
Lineage: Eukaryota; Viridiplantae; Streptophyta; Magnoliopsida; Fabales; Fabaceae
Product: serine/threonine-protein kinase SAPK3-like
Exons: 10
Coding region: 143-1285 (380 amino acids)
Biological process (GO): protein phosphorylation; intracellular signal transduction
Molecular function (GO): protein serine/threonine kinase activity; ATP binding
Source: RefSeq, a predicted model, not a curated record